AUCGUCUUCCCGCGCUGACGGUUAGACGGCGUCUCGUGAGGCGCAGAUCCGACAACAACGUCAGCGGCAAACGUGACAUCGGACACCAGCGGAUAUGAACUGUGUUCUCGAGGGAAGUGGUGUGAAAGCGUUUGGAAAGGCCAUUCAUGCCCUGUCACGCAUUGGAGAGGAACUGUGGUUGGAUCCCAUGGUGAGAGGGCUGGCAUUGAGAUCGGUGAAUUCUGCUCAUUCUGCGUACGCCUGCUUCCUCUUCUCGCCUCUCUUCUUCCAGCUCUACAGCUUGGGAUCAGUAUCAGAGCAGGACCACGAAACAAUCCAUUGUAAACUGUUAAUAAAGUCCGUUCUAUCUCUUUUCCGGUGUCUGGCCUCGAUUGAGCGCAACGUGGAGCGAUGUCAGAUAUCAAUCAGCACUCCCAAUGACCGAGUGGUGAUCCAGUUUUUCUGCAGGCAUGGCAUCACUAAGACCCACAACCUAUGUUUCCAGGAAAGCGAAGCCCUGCAGGCUGUGUUUGCCUCACACCUCUGUCCCAAUGUGAUAAAAGCUCCUGCCAGGCUUCUUGGUGACAUGGUGAUGCAUUUCCCAGUGUCCCAGGAGGAAAUCACUCUGUCCAUGACUCCCCUGAGAGUCGGUCUGAGAAAUUACUUUGAGGGGGGAAACGAUCUCAUGAAGAAUAUGUACACGGAGAUGUCCUUACACCCAGACGAGUUUGACAACUUUCAGAUCGGAGUGGAGACGGAAAUAACCUUCUGUCUGAAAGAGUUGAGGGGUUUACUGUCCUUCGCAGAGUCACUUUCUCUUCCUGUAUCCGUCCACUUUGGUGCCGCUGGGAAGCCUGUGUGCUUCUCUGUGGAGGACCUGGUCCUAGAGGCUACUGUGGUGUUGGCUACUCUGAUCGACUCUGACAGCAGGGGCCCCUCUCAGCCUACAAAGACACUGGCCCCUACACCACCCAGGUGUGUUGCUGCUGCUGCUCUUCCUGUGGCCUCAUGUGAGGCAGACAGCAGAAAUCCUCAGGACCUUCCUGCUGUGAUGGAGCUGAUAGUAUCCAGCCAGGGAAGCCCGAUAGUCUACCCACCUGCUCAGACCUCCAACUGGCUCGGUGCAGCCGAUGACGCCACGACACCGCCUUCCUCCACGAUCUGCUCGCUCCUGUUCAGGGCCUUGUCGUCUGAGCAGGAAGAUGACGCAUGUGCUGUUCUAGCAUUUUACAGUGAUGAAGAGGAAGACUACACUAAUAACCCUACACUCUGAGAACAGCCAUUACACAUGACUACGUUCUCCACCUCAGGUUUUUGCAACAUAUAUUUAAAGGGUAUGCAGAUUUCUUUGUAAUUUAUGGCAUUCAAAUGAGAUUUGUUGCUUAAAGUUUGCCUUUUUUAAAGUGUUAAGUUUAAUAUGUGUUAAGUGUUAAUUUGAAAUCUGAGGGGACGUUCAUUAUAUAUUCAGAUCCAUAAAUGUAUUUAAUUCCCGUGUGUGAAAUGUUUUUUGUAGCAUGUAAGGGUUGAAAAAGAGAAUAUGAUGUCGGUACUUCAGCUUGAAGACGCCCCACCCGUCUGUUGAUUGUAGCUCGUAGUAUGCCUGACAUCUGAGGAAUGUGUGAGUUCUCAGAGUACAAGGUGUCCUUAAGAAUAACAUGUUCUGGCCCACUGAGUGCAGGUUUAGUGAGGUAAAGACACUGGAUCCACUUCUGCUGCUUCUGAUGUCUCGAAAAGGAAAACACAACCACGGAGGGAAACACCUCUGUAGGGUUUUCUGCAUCAC
Molecule: messenger RNA, 1762 nt
Organism: Pungitius pungitius (ninespine stickleback)
Lineage: Eukaryota; Metazoa; Chordata; Actinopteri; Perciformes; Gasterosteidae
Gene: rad9b
Product: RAD9 checkpoint clamp component B
Exons: 11
Coding region: 95-1252 (385 amino acids)
Biological process (GO): mitotic intra-S DNA damage checkpoint signaling; DNA replication checkpoint signaling; DNA repair
Cellular component (GO): checkpoint clamp complex
Source: RefSeq, a predicted model, not a curated record